AUGAAGGAAGCGCUUGUCUUCAGCAAGAAUGGGUCAAUGGAAGUCAAAACCCACUCUGUGCCUAUACCCAAACCGGGACCGGACGAAAUUCUGAUCGAAGUCAUUGUUAGCGGCACGAACCCCAAAGACUGGAAAUUUCCCGACUGGUUCGAUGUAUUUAACGGGACGAAUACUGGCGAUGACAUUGCUGGCUACGUCCACGAGAUCGGCGAAAAUGUCUCCGAAUUCAAAGUCGGAGACCGAGUAGCCGCCUUCCAUGAUUUCAUGACGCCGCAUGGGAGCUUCGCCGAAUACGCCAUCGGGAAAGUGCACGCCACAUUUCACAUCCCAGCGCAUAUUUCCUUUGAGGAAGCAUCAACUGUCCCACUGGCAGCAUUGACCGCCUCUCUUGCACUGUUUGCACGGUUGGGCCUACCUGAACCAUGGUUCGGGAACAAAUCCUGGGCAAUCAAGCCUCCAGGCGGAGUUCUUGUCUACGGUGCUGCAACAGCCGUCGGAUCAUUUGCAAUUAAGCUGCUACAGAAAGCUGAUAUUCAUCCUGUCAUUGGUAUUGCUGGAAGAGGCAUGGAUUAUGCUAGGAGUUUGAUGAACAGUGAAAAGGGUGAUGUCGUCAUUGACUAUCGCGAUGGUGAAUCUGCCGUUGUACAGGGCAUCCUAGAUGCCAUUCCUGCCGGGGAAAGUCUCCGCUAUGCGCUAGAUGCAGUCAGUGAGACAUCGAGCUUCCAGGUGAUUGGGAAGGUUCUGGACCAGACCUCGGGCGCAGUGUCGAUCGUUACGCCGGAGGCACCUCAACAAUUACCUGGCACAAUACGGGUUGAGUUUAGCAACGUGGGAACUAGCCAUGGGGAUGACAAGGACUUCGCCUAUGUGUGGUCGCGGAUGAUGACCAGGGGGCUGAGUGAGGGUUGGCUCAAGGCUCAUCCACAUGAGAUCAUUCCGGGUGGUUUGGAGGGUGUUGAAGUUGCUCUGAAUAAUCUUAAGGCCGGGAAGGCUAGUGCCGUGAAAUAUGUGUUAAGAAUUAUAUCAGACUGA
Aspergillus niger is the source of this 1032-nucleotide messenger RNA. RefSeq lists its product as uncharacterized. Gene Ontology annotation, molecular function: oxidoreductase activity, acting on NAD(P)H. NCBI's taxonomy places the organism in Eukaryota, Fungi, Ascomycota, Eurotiomycetes, Eurotiales, Aspergillaceae. The transcript has a single exon. The record is from RefSeq and is a predicted model, not a curated record. The coding region runs from base 1 to 1032 and encodes 343 amino acids.